Molecule: messenger RNA, 813 nt
Organism: Mizuhopecten yessoensis (Yesso scallop)
Lineage: Eukaryota; Metazoa; Mollusca; Bivalvia; Pectinida; Pectinidae
Exons: 3
Molecular function (GO): protein binding
Source: RefSeq, a predicted model, not a curated record
AUGGAUGUAUAUACACAUCUACACUAUGCCGCCAGGUGGGGAUACCUCGAUAAAGUAAAGGAGCAGGUCAGUUCUAGGGCGGACCUCGGGGCAACAGAUAGGAACGGAUGGACACCUCUGAUGACUGCCGUGAAGGCAGGAAUAAAAGAUGCUGGGGCCUUCCUCGCCAAUGUGCCUUGUAAUAUCACCAUUGCUGUCGUUGGUCACCAUGGAGUUGGCAAGUCUUGUUUCGUCCGUCAACUACAACAGGAAAAAAUUCUGGAAAGCGGACCGGGCUCGACGGAUACCGCUGAUUUAUACGUCAACUUUUUCGAGUACAACCCGAACACCGGUCUCCGACAAAAACUUGGCGAGGAUGGAGAAAUCAAGACGGGUCGUCGGCGAUUAAAAAGGAUCAUUGAUCAAGAUGCACAACCGUCUGGAAAAACACCACAACAACUCCAGGAUAAUUCCGUGGCAGCAGCAAUGCCAACUAUGGACACGUCUGUCUCGGUACUUUGGAGAGAGACAGAAGAAAACCAAAACGUCGAAAUAUCGCACAGAAAUCUUUCCCGUUCAGAGGAACUGUCUGAUGAACAAAGACGCGUUAUUGGGGAAGUAAUGGGAACAAACAUGGAAGAUUGGGAGGAUUUCGAAUUGAAGGGCCACGUCACGAUAUACGACUUCGGAGGAGAGAAGGUGUUUUAUAACACACAACAUUGCUUCAUGUCAAGCAACAUGGUCUUCGUCCUGUUGUUCGACGUGGCUAUGUGUCUGGAUCCACUCACAGCAAUUGAUGGUUUCGGUAAUCUUUUAACACUAUACCCUUUACAG